GUUCUUUACGGUCUGGCCUUGGCUGGGACCCCUCUGGCGGCAAGUCUGCGCCCCACUAAAAAAUUGGUUACCCUCACCGUCCCCGUGUGCAAGACUUCGCCUGCUUGUUCCCUCUCUGCGCUUCCCAUUUCACCUGCUGCAAGAGUUCUCCUUAUCUCAUUUGCAGGACCGUCUCCGCGUCCACGGUCGCGCAUUCUAAACCAUGCCAGUCAUAAAGGGGCCCUCCUCGGGCUCUGGGGACGCGCCUAAACAGCACAGCCAGCCGUCCCGAAAAGGCAAGAAGGCGUGGAGGAAGAAUGUCGAUGUGACCGACGUCCAACAGGGUCUCGAGGAACUAAACAAGGAGGUCAUUCGCGGCGGUGUCAUCAAGGAGAAGCCUUCGUCGGAACUCUUUACCAUCGAUGUCGCCCGAGGCACCAAGGAAAACGACAAGACUAAGCAUGGCAAGAAACUGCUCAAGGCCGACGAAAUCAUUGCAAGGCGCUCUGCAGUUCCGGCUGUGCCGAUGCGCAAACGAGCCGGAGACAAAACCACUGACGGCUUGCUGCCUACGAAGCGGCAACGCACCGACUGGGUGCCACACAAGGAGCUCGCCCGCCUCCGAAGGGUUGCCGACGGGCAGCACGAAACUACCGUUGUGGCCAAGGACGCCACGUUUGACAUCUGGGACGCGCCCUCAGAUGUCGUGGCCGAGACAGCCUACGAUUUUCUGCCUGAGAAGCAAGUGGCUAAGCCCCCCAAGUCGAUCAAGCAAGCACCACUGUCCUUGACUGCCACGGGCAAGCAUGUCCCAGCCGUGCAAGCCCCGAGCGGAGGGUAUAGCUACAACCCUGCUUUCACAGACUACGAAAACCGGCUCGCCGAGGAGAGCGCCAAGGCUAUAGAAGCCGAGAAGAAGCGGCUCGAGGCAGAGGAAGCCGAACGAGUGAGGCAAGAAGCGGCUGCUCGUUCUGCUGCGGAGGCCGAAGCCGCCGAGGAACGCGCCAACAUGUCGGAAUGGGAAGAAGAUUCGGAGUGGGAGGGCUUUCAAAGCGGUGUCGACGACGACAAGCCGGCGCAGAAGCAGCCCAAGCGCAAGACACAAGCCCAGCGGAAUCGCAUCAAGCGAAGAAAGGAGGAGGAGCGCCUGGCCAAACACAAAGCCGCGAUGAAAGAGCGCCGGGUGCAAGAGCAGCGCAUCAAGGCGAUCGCCGAAGAGGUCGCGGAGCGCGAGCAACAAAGGGCUCUCGCUUUGGCUGAAGACUCGGAUUCGGCGGGCGAGGUCACGGACGAUAAGCUGCGAAGGAGACAGCUCGGCAAAUUCAAGCUUCCUGAGAAGGACCUGGAGUUGGUUCUUCCGGACGAGCUGCAAGAAUCGCUGCGGUUGCUGAAACCAGAGGGCAACCUGCUCAAGGACCGAUACAGGAGCAUGCUCGUGAGGGGCAAGGUGGAGAGCCGCAGACACAUUCCUUUCAAGAAGCAGGCAAGGAGGAAGCUCACGGAGAAGUGGACACACAAGGAUUUCGUAUUAUAGUGGCUCAGUUCAUAGCUGGCGUUGUUCCUGGAAACAUGAGAGACAAGCGGCUG
Messenger RNA from Purpureocillium takamizusanense, 1566 nucleotides. RefSeq lists its product as uncharacterized. The record is from RefSeq and is a predicted model, not a curated record. Gene Ontology annotation, molecular function: 5S rRNA binding. Bases 203 to 1513 code for a protein of 436 amino acids. Gene Ontology annotation, biological process: rRNA processing; ribosomal large subunit assembly. Gene Ontology annotation, cellular component: nucleolus. NCBI's taxonomy places the organism in Eukaryota, Fungi, Ascomycota, Sordariomycetes, Hypocreales, Ophiocordycipitaceae. The transcript has 2 exons.